CCUUAGAAACCGAGGGGCGCGUUCCCAGUGGCGGCGCGCUGGGCUCUGCGCCCGCGCGUUCCCGUUCGCCUCCUUCUCGGCGGGCUGGCUGUGGGGUGCGGGCUGCGGCCGGGACACGUCCCGACUCCUCUUUAAUGUAGUGCGGCGCCGGGUGGGCGAUGCCGGAGUGCCAGGAACCAUGUUUGACCAGGACUGUGGGAACGUCAUACUCAUGCUGGAAGCCCUUGUGAGGAGAUGAGUUCCUGAACAGAGAAACUGGCAUGAAGAUGCUCCCAGGAGUGGGUGUGUUUGGGACGGGCAGCUCCGCCCGAGUUCUGGUCCCACUGCUGAGGGCAGAAGGGUUCACGGUGGAGGCCCUGUGGGGAAAGACUGAGGAGGAAGCAAAGCAGCUUGCUGAGGAGAUGAACAUCUCCUUCUAUACCAGCCGGACCGAUGACGUCUUGCUGCAUCAAGAUGUGGAUCUGGUGUGCAUCAAUAUCCCUCCUCCGCUCACCCGGCAGAUAUCUGUGAAGGCGCUCGGUAUUGGGAAGAAUGUGGUUUGUGAAAAGGCAGCUACAUCAGUGGAUGCCUUCCGGAUGGUGACAGCCUCUCGCUACUACCCCCAGCUGAUGAGCCUGGUGGGGAACGUACUGCGCUUCCUGCCUGCCUUUGUGCGCAUGAAGCAGCUGAUUGCAGAGCACUAUGUGGGCGCUGUGAUGAUCUGCGAUGCCCGUAUCUACUCGGGCAGCCUGCUCAGCCCCAGCUAUGGCUGGAUCUGUGAUGAGCUCAUGGGAGGUGGCGGCCUGCACACCAUGGGCACCUACAUUGUAGAUCUGUUGACCCACCUGACAGGUCAGAGAGCCGAAAAGGUGCAUGGACUGCUCAAGACCUUCGUGAGGCAGAAUGCAGCCAUCUGUGGCAUCCGGCAUGUCACCAGUGACGACUUCUGUUUCUUUCAGAUGCUCAUGGGUGGAGGUGUAUGUAGCACAGUCACACUCAAUUUCAACAUGCCAGGGGCCUUUGUGCAUGAGGUUAUGGUGGUGGGCUCUGCAGGACGCCUUGUGGCCCGGGGGGCUGACCUCUAUGGGCAGAAGAACUCUGCCACACAGGAAGAACUCCUGCUGAGGGACUCACUGGCCAUGGACACAGGGCUGCCUGAGCAGGGCCCCCAGGACGUCCCACUGCUCUACCUGAAGGGCAUGGUGUACAUGGUGCAGGCCUUGCGCCAGUCCUUCCAGGGUCAGGGGGACCGCCGCACAUGGGACCACUCCCCUGUCUCCAUGGCUGCCUCAUUCGAGGAUGGGCUAUACAUGCAGAGUGUGGUGGACGCCAUCAAAAGAUCAAACCGAUCUGGGGAGUGGGAGUCUGUGGAGGUGCUGACUGAGGAGCCUGAUGCCAACCAGAACCUGUGUGAGGUGCUACAGCGGAAUAAUCUGUGAGCCUGCACAUGGACUUCCUGCCUCGGGACAAAGGGAACAGGGCGGGACAGGGAGCUGUGAAGCGGGGGGCUUGGCUUUCAUUUAAGGAGUCAGUGUGGGCAGGGUCCAGCUGAGGCCAAAAGUGGCCCUGGAAAAAAGCCCUCUAAGCAGCUCAUGUCCUCCUCAGACUCACAGCCUGUGAUGUUCCUGUUGCCAAGGCUGAGAGGGCGAGUACAGGCUGAAGCUGCCACUAGGUCUAUGCAUAGUUGCGCUGGUGAGCAGGGCCAGCAGAAGCUUCAGCCUGAUUUGUAGUCCUAACUGGAUGAGAAAGCACAGCCGGGAACCCAGUUAGCUGACUUCUCCGGGCCUGAGGAGAUAUAACAAGAAGCCUUGUUUCUGUGCCCAUUCUGGGCUUGGACAUCUCAGGAAUGUUGAGAGCAGGAGUCCUCCCUUCCUCCUGUCUGGCCUUCAGGCUGCCCGUGCCAUGUCAGGAAGAACAUAUUCUUUAGGUGAGCUCUCAGGAGCUGAUGACUUAGGGCAGGGAGCCUCUCAUUUGGAAGAGAGGAUACAAGGGAGGGCUCUGAAACACCGGAUGAAUAUUAAUAAAGAGGUCAGAAAAUA
This is a messenger RNA of Erinaceus europaeus (western European hedgehog), 2018 nucleotides long. RefSeq names its product Gfo/Idh/MocA-like oxidoreductase domain containing 2 (gene GFOD2). NCBI's taxonomy places the organism in Eukaryota, Metazoa, Chordata, Mammalia, Eulipotyphla, Erinaceidae. Gene Ontology annotation, molecular function: nucleotide binding. The transcript is spliced from 3 exons. The record is from RefSeq and is a predicted model, not a curated record. The coding region runs from base 261 to 1418 and encodes 385 amino acids. Gene Ontology annotation, biological process: extracellular matrix organization. Gene Ontology annotation, cellular component: extracellular matrix.